This is a messenger RNA of Xyrichtys novacula (pearly razorfish), 10971 nucleotides long. The record is from the annotation of a GenBank genome assembly. Lineage: Eukaryota; Metazoa; Chordata; Actinopteri; Labriformes; Labridae.
CGGACUUGAACUGAAGUGCCACAACAAGCUACCCCACAAGCUCUGUGUGCAGCAGUGGACCUCCAGGACCCGUCUGCCUCACAGCAGCUCUCUUUAAAGUGUAUCCUGCAGUAUCAGAUCGGAGGAUUUAUUUAAACUUUAUUUUUUAACAUUUUCCUUGCAGAUUUUUUGAUGCAAUGAGAGGACACCUCGUUGAACGUGAGUAUACAUUAGUCUAAAAGUGGUCUAUUUAAAGCAGCCCAUGAUGUGUUUGGUUACACUGCUGUGAGGCUGAUGAACAAUUAACUGUGACUGAAUUAUUUUCACAGAGACAUGAGUGGAAGGAGAAGAGGUGGAAAGCCGAACAGAGGAGGGGGGAGGUUCAACAAGCCAAGAGGAGGUGGUGGUGGAGGUGGAGGAAGGAAAGGAGGAGGUGGUGGUGGUGGUGGUGGAGGAGGUGGAGGUGGAGGAAGGAAAGGAGGAGCUGGUGGCUGGGAUGAUGAUGAUGAUUUCAGCCUUGAUUUUGGACCCCCUCAUUCAAGCAGGUUUGUUUUCGCUGCAACAGAAUUAUCUAUAACAUCAGAAAUGUGGUGUCCCUAUUAGGGCCCAACCAUAUGGAUUUUUUGGGGGGCCGAUACUGAUUAUUAGUGGGGAAAAAAAUCAGAGAACAGAUUAAUCGGCUGAUUUUUGAAUUUUUUUUUAUGAAGAUAUAUAUAUAUAUAUAUAUUUGCACAGUAUACUAAAUACUGUAGAUAUACUGUAGGCUCCUGCUCUUCACGCCAACAGGAAGACCCACUGAUCAAACUCGGACCAGAAAAGCGUUUUCAACUACUCUCUGCAUUCUCUGCAUUUUAUUUAUGAAAAUAUCGGCGAAAAUCGGCGAGUUUUGGCCAUUACCGAUUAGUCUCAAAUGGGCUAAAAUUGUCCGAUUUAAUCGGCUCGCCAAUAAAUCGGUCGGGCCCUAGUCCCUAUAUCAGAUCGUUUUCUUCAUCCUCUGUCUCUCUGUCUCUCUCUCUGUUUACCUGGCACUUCCGCCUCCAGACCUGGCAGAGGACAAAGUGGGGGCGGCAGUGGCAGACAUAAAGGUGGCAGAGAUGGAGGUAGAGGAAGGGGGGCUAGAGAUCGAGACAGGGAUGGCAAAGCUCUCCCAAGAUCCCUGGCAAGGACAAGGACAUGUCCAACCUCUGGGGGCAGCAUGAGGCCAGAGGUGAGCACCAUGCCCUUGCAGAGGAUCUUCAUGACUAAUGACGCUCAAGAACAACUCAAGGAGCUGCUGCGAGAGCUGCAAACCCAGGACCUUGAUGACCCUUAUGAGUAUGUAAAUUCUAAAGAACAGUUAUCAAAUAAUCUGAAUCCCCAAAAGGAUGAAUUCUAGAAAAUGACUUUGUCAAGAUUAACUGAUGUCCUCAUUCACAUCAUCCUCUGUGCUUCAGUGAAUCUGGUUCAGACUGUGUGGAGGGAGAAGAAGAAGAAUUUGAUGAGUUGGACCACCGUGAGGAUGGCCAAUUUUGGGCCACUAAUGAUGAGUCUGUGGAGAGGGCAGAGAGCCCAGCAGAUGAGCCAUAUGAGUCUGGUGAUGAAGGGUCUACGCCUGAACCUGUCAUCUCUUUAUUUGCAAUAGGUAAACUCUGCAGGUAAUGUACAAAUGUAUUUCUUUUGUUCAAUAUUGUAGCGGUAACACUUGUCAUUACAGCUGUGUUAAUACCAACACCACCGAUAAGUUGAAAGGUGGUCGUGAAGCAUAAAAAAGGUGGCCUCUGGCACAUUAAAAUACAUCUUUUCCAUUACACGCACUCUUCUUGAAUAUGCACAUUUUAAUGGGUUUAAAAUUCAGUUCUCCAUGGUGAAUGUCAUAAUUUAUUGGCUGACAUUUGCAGAACACGGAUGAAUACUACACUCUGCCCAGCAGUGCUGAGUGCACUUGAAUACAUAUAGAGCAGACAAAUGGGCAUGUCUCUCUAUCAUAAUGAUGCCCAUGUUGUGUUUUUGCGAACCGCGUGAUCUAAAAUUAUUGUAAUAAAUCAGCCUUUUUACAUGUGGAUUGAUUAUUUAUUUAUUUAUUUAUUUAUUAUGUUUUUAUUGUGUUUUUAUGCCCUGUACAGUGUCCUUGAGUGUUCAGAAAGGCGCUUUUAAAUAAGAUGUAUUAUUAUUAUUAUUUACAAAGUGCUAUUAGGUGUAGAAAUUUACACCAAAUAAUGCAUCAAUUUUAAUGCUGUAAGUUACUGGCCUGCCCCCCAAAAAACAACCUGUUCUUCUUCUUCUCAAAGAGUAGCUUAUUACAGAGCUAGCAAAAUGUCUCCAGUCAUAUCUCAUGUUAAACAUUUUAUGGUUAUAAUUUUAAAGCAUUUGAAAUCAAGAUAUUUAAAAGUAUUCAAUAAUAUGAAAUAAAAACAGCUUCAUGUUAUUCUUGUAUGACACUCAUAACUGUGGUAUUGUUCAGCUGUUGUGAAAGCCAAUCUCUAAUUUGCUCUAAAAAUGUGUUUUUUAGAUUACCCCAUUCUCAGCUAAUGGAGUCUGUAUUCAAAUGGCAAGAACCAUUAUAAGAACCUCUCUGUUUCUCUAGCCUUCUUGAAUCUAAACCCAGUGUUAUUGUUUCUAUGCUGUUGUGAGUCAAAAUACUGAGCUGGAUAAACGUUCACGUCCCCACAGAACUUUUUAUUUCCUCUUCUUUCAUCUGUGCAGGUUUGGAUUUGACAGAGAGCGCAGUAAGCAAGCACUGGAGUCCGGAAAAGGGGAAUUUGGCACCACUUUGGAACAGCUCCUUUACCAAGUUUUUAGUGAACGCUUCGGCCAGAAAGCACUGUCCCUGGAUGGCCUGGAAAGCGUGCCUAUGGACGAGUGUUUAAGCCAGAGGCAGGAGGAAGCUCUGGCUCUAACUGCCAUUUACGGGGAGCGCUUUGAUGAGUGUAUCGCUAAUGCAGUCUGGACUAUAACCCUGGACCUGCCGUUCCUGUCAGAGAACGCUAACAAGAAUAGUGAUCGAUUUCAGAGUAGAAGUGGUGGAAGAGCUCUCUGCAGGUUUUUCGGGAGAGGAAAACCUUGCCGCUUUGGGGACAAGUGCAAGUUUGAACACCAGCUACCAGCUAAAGGGAGGUCUGGAGCUGGUUCCCCGGACCUGAGUGGCCCAAGUCAGCCCGGCUUUAGCAGCUAUUCUCCUCCUGAGUAUGAACUACAUAUCCGAUUCCCUAAAGGAAACCGCUAUCCUUUCCAGGCUCUAAUUGUGGCCUUCAGUACCACAGACGAGUCCAUCGGAGCUGCAGGGAGGCUCAGCGUGACGGAGAGAUUAUUUGGAGAAGCACUGACUGCAGCAAAGAACGGCGAGCCAGUUGUUUAUACUCUGAUCUCCAUAUGUGAGGAUGAAGACACGAUGAAGGAACUGUUAGCAGUCAGUCAUCACAAAUACAGCACGCCGCCACCUGUUAUUGUCGUUCCCCCUCCUCCUCCUGCUAUAGCAAAGAGUAAGAGCACGAAGAGCAAUGCCUCUGAGGAAAGCAGGGGUAGCAGCAGCAGUAAUCCCACAAACAGCAGAAGGAUUGUCCCGCCUGUCAACCAGAAACCUGUAAAUGGUGAGUUAAAAGAUCAGUUAUCACUCCUCAGUCAAAUAUUUUUGUUUCAAUCCCAUAAUUUCUGUCUUUAAAAGUAAAAGAUACAACAGAGGCAGAUGAGCCGGAUGACCAGGAUGAAGAAGAUGAGGAUGAAGCUGUCCCUGUUGAAAGUGAGAGUUAUGUGAAUCUGAGGAAGAAGAUGGUGAAUAAGCACAACAUGAAGCUGGAUAACGUCCUGCAGGAAAGUAACAAGCUGUGUCGAGAGUUUCAGAGGAAGCAGGUAAAAUGAGCCUGAUAAUAAGAUGCUGUCAUUAUAUUUGAUCUUACAUUAACUCCCCUCUCAUUAGUGUUUUUGAUUCAUUGCUCUCCUGUCAUCCUUUCAUGCACACAGUCAUCCAGGCGUUUCAGGUCUAUGCUGGAACAGAGGAGGAAGCUGCCGGCUUGGCAGGAGAAAGAAAACAUCCUCGACCUGUUGGAUAGGUGCCAAGUGCUGGUAGUCAGCGGGAUGACGGGGUGAGUCACACAGAGCAGCAUUAAGCAUUGUCAUAUUCAGGAACACUCAAAUAGAGGACAUGCUAUUUAUAGCAAAGCAGAAAAAGGGAGAAAAAGAAACCUCGCUAUUAAAUCUGAGGAGGAUGUAUGCAGAGUCAUAUCUGAAGAGGAUAUCAUCUUUUUUGAUAAAGGAGAGUAUAAAUCAAUCAGACAGGAUCUUUAAUCUGAUCUGAUUAUCAUUAACUCAUCACUUAGAUCUCCCAAAUUCAGGCCCCAGCUGUAAACUGAUAUUUUAAAAGAGAAAAAUGAAGAUUGAACACAGAAAAUAAAAACAAACUCUGUCCGAGUUCAAGGUGCCACAUCGUAAACUCUGUCUGACUGAAUGUCUGACUUACAGCUGGGGUUAGAUGAGGCUGCGCGUUGGUGCACUUGUUAGAGCUGUUGCUUCACAUCAAGAAGACACCUGGUUUGAAUCCCCCUGUUGGGGGCCUUUCUGUGUGGAGUGUACAUGCUCUCCUCAUGGGUUCUCUCUGGAUUCUGUCCCACAGUCCAGAAACAUGCCUGACAGAUAAAUUGGCGUGAGGCUGGUUGUUUGCCUCUAUGUGACCGACAACCUUUUUGUGUUGUACUCUACCUCUUGCACUAUGACACCUGAGUUAGGCUGCAAGUGACUCUGAAAGGGAAAAGAUGGACAGAUGAAUGGGUUUAUUUAUACAAACCCCUCAGUGGUACUACAUGUGUUCCGAAAGAAUAUCCUUGAACCUGGCUUUAGCGUUAACUUUAGGUUCUCAGUUCUUUCCCACUUUGUUAUUAGUGAGGGACUGAAUCUUUGUAUUUUAUCACACACAGAUGAGGUAUUGGAGAAUAAGCAAUUUCUAACUUUUCGGCCUGUUGAUUACAUUUAUUCCAAGGACGAGUUUAUCAUCUAUUUUUCUUCUGCAGUUGUGGUAAGACCACUCAAAUCCCUCAGUUCAUCCUUGACUCCACUUUGAGCGGACGAGCAGAUGAGGUGGCAAACAUCAUCUGCACUCAGCCACGCCGCAUCUCCGCCAUCUCUGUGGCUCAGAGGGUGGCGCAGGAGCGGGCGGAGAAUCUGGGGAACUCAGUGGGCUACCAGAUACGCCUGGAGAGCGUUAGGGUACUGACACGUCCUUCAUGUCUAAGACUCAACAGUCAGUUUGUGUUAUUUUUUAGAUUUCAUAUUCCAACUCUUCAUCUCUGACUACUCUUUAGUCGUCUGCCACCAGACUGCUGUACUGCACUACAGGAGUGUUGCUGAGACGACUGGAGGGCGAGGCAGACCUCAAAGGCGUUACACAUGUCAUUGUGGAUGAAGUGCACGAGCGAACAGAGGAGAGGUGAGAUCAAACAAAUGAAGUUAUUCUUACAGAAUUUUCUUCACUUGUUUUUACCAUGGCAGAACAGUUUAGUUUAAGUAUUUUGUCUUCUUUUCUUUUUUCAGUGACUUCCUGCUGUUGGUUUUAAAGGACCUAAUAGCUCAAAGGCAGGACCUGAAGAUCAUUCUGAUGAGUGCAACUCUUAAUGCCAACCUCUUCUCUGAAUAUUUCUAUAACUGUCCCACCGUCCACAUACCAGGUAAUCAACAAACUGUGGGAUCUUGCUUUAGAUAUUCGCAUGUUUGACACCGUAAAUUGAUUGUUCAGUCCAUUUCUCUGACUCCAGGGCGGACUUUUCCCGUUGACCAAUUCUUUCUUGAGGAUGCGAUUGAAAAGUCCCGGUAAGUACAUCCCAUCUUUACUUCAGAUAAUGUUUCAGCAAAUUCUCCUGAUUGAUCUAGUUUUAGAUAUUAACAACCCAAGCAUGAGGGAGACGCAACAAGUGUGGUGGGGGCGACAAAAAGGCUCAGAUCUUAAAUACAAUGAAUUUUUCCAGUUAUGUCAUUGAGGACGGCAGCCCUUACACACGCUCAGGGAAACAGAAUUCGUCUUCCACAAGUGGACAAGGAAGUAAAGCACAUCCAAGAGACAUGGUGGACAACCUUGGUGAUGAUAUGUGGAACUUCAUGUCUUUCUGUAAGAAGGACUUUGUCAAAGACUCAGUCCCAGACCAGCAGCUCGGCCUGCAGGAGCUCACACUCAGAUACAAAGGUGAGUGACACAGAAAGUACCGAUCUGUUCUAUGAACUGCAUAUCCUCCUGCGUCAUACGAUAAAGCGGACAAUAACAUGCAACGGUGUGUUCUGCUUUUGAUGUAGAUACUAAGAAGUCUGUUUUGAAGACGAUGGCAGCAAUGGACAUGGACAAGAUCAACAUGGACCUGGUGGAGAGUCUGCUGGAGUGGAUUGUGGACGGGAAACAUGGCUACCCUCCAGGUGAGACACACCCCUAAACGGUUAAUUUAAUCUCAUCAUGUUGAUUUCAAAACUGGAACGUCCAACACAGACUUUUAAAUCUUGAUGUAACAUUUUAGAUUUCUGCAUACAGGUGCAGUGCUCGUGUUUCUGCCGGGCUUGGCUGAGAUUAAGAUGCUUUAUGAGCAGCUCAAGUCCAACAGGAUGUUCAACAACAGAGGCACAACCAGGUCUGUUUCUACAGAUGUUUUACUGAGAAAAACUUAUAUCUUCCUAUUAUUUUUGGUCUGGUUUUGUAGUUUUAUCUGUUCUUGAAAGGUUAUGAAGGCAGUACAUAAACAAACAUUAGAAAUUAGUGCAGGGCAUCAAAACUACACAGAAUAAAUCUCUAUAAUUUGUAUAUACAGCCGAUUUAUCUUUAACCUCCUUAUUUCAGCACUUUUAUAAAACAGGUUUUAAUGUGACAUUUUUUAAUCCAGUGAUCAAGUAGUAAGGAACACUAAUACUUGCUUCUUGCACAAUAUUAACUUUGCUCUAAUGUGUUUCGCACCCAUUAGGUGUGAGGUGUACCCUCUCCACUCAACCUUGUCCAACGAGGAGCAGCAGGCAGUCUUCAGCCGACCUCCAGAUGGUGUCACAAAGAUCAUCAUCUCCACCAACAUCGCAGAGACCUCGGUAACCAUUGACGAUGUGGUAUAUGUCAUUGACUCUGGCAAGAUGAAGGAGAAAAGGUGACGUUUUGCUAAGCUCAGAGCAGAAACGAUGGAGUUAAACAGUCCAUUCAUUUCUGCCUUUUGUUGAACAGUUUGUUUUUGUAAAGUCACACGCCUGAAUUCUCUUUUGGUUGUACCCCCAGGUACGAUGCUUCUAAAAGCAUGGAGAGUCUAGAGGACUCGUGGGUGUCUCGGGCCAACGCAAUGCAGAGGAAGGGUCGAGCGGGUCGUGUGGCCUCGGGGGUCUGCUUCCACCUCUUUACCAGCCACUGCUUCCAACACCAGCUGGCCGAACAGCAGCUGCCUGAAAUCCAGAGAGUGCCUUUAGAGCAGCUCUGCCUCCGGUAGAUCCAUCUGUUUUCUGUUUGCAUCAUGACAACCUUCGUCUUCUUUGUGAAUGCAGUUAGAAGAGGCUAAUGCAUAACAUGCCUCUAUAGAAUUUUGAUUAGAGUUUUGUCAGUAGUCCCUCUCAACAAGCCCCACUUAUCUUACAGUGUCCAGUUUGGUUUUGAGAAAGGACGUCCCACUUUAAGUAUUUACUGUUUCCCUCAUCAGAAUCAAGAUCCUGGACGUGUUUGCUGAGCGGACGCUGGAGUCAGUUUUCUCUCGCUUAAUUGAGCCCCCGGCUAUGGGAAGCUUGGAUGCAGCCAAGCAGCGUCUGUGUGACCUGGGAGCUCUGACUCCAGACGAAAAGCUGACUCCACUGGGCUACCACCUGGCCUGCCUGCCUGUGGACGUCCGAAUCGGAAAACUCAUGCUGUUUGGUGCCAUCUUCCGCUGCCUCGACCCAGCGCUCACCAUCGCUGCCAGUCUGGCUUUCAAAUCUCCAUUUGUAAGAAAGUGUUUGUUGUUAAUGUACCAUAAGUGGUGGUGGGAAAUAGUCUUUAAACACAUUGCUUUCUCUAACCUGGUGUGUGCUUUGUUUUCUAGGUUUCCCCGUGGGAUAAACGAGAAGAAGCCAAUGAGAAAAAACUGUCCUUUGCUGUGGCCCAAAGUGACCAUCUAGCAUUGUUACAGGCAUACAAGGUUCUACACUGACUUGUGGAAAAACAUACUUAAAAGCUGUUUAUUUCUACUUAGGCUGGUUUGGCUUUAGAAAGGAUUGAUGAGACGGAUUAUCCCUCUCUUGCAGGGUUGGUGCUGUGCUGCAAAAAAUGGCAACCAGGCCGGCUUCCUCUACUGCAGGGAGAACUUUCUGUCAUGGAGAGGCUUACAGGUCCAGCAGUAUUAAAUUGAAACUCCAAAAUUUGUGGGGUGGAGGUGGGGGGUGCUCCUAUUCCACCUUAAAUAAUUUAUUUAUUUUUGGCAAAAUAUUUUUCUGUGUACAGGAAAUCGCCAGUCUGAAGAGGCAGUUUGCUGAGCUGUUGUCUGACAUUGGCUUCAUUAAGGAGGGACUCAGGGCCAGGGUCAUAGAGCGCAUGAGCUCCAAAGGGACUGAUGGUGUUCUGGAGGCGACAGGCCCUGAGGUAACAAACACAUGCAUCAUGCAUCACGCAUACAGGGUGUAUUUUUUAUAUUUAAAAUAAUAAAAUAAAAAUAGAUUUGAGGCUCUCUUUGGUCUUUUAUUUUAUAUUGGAGGAGUGGUUGAGACUUACUCGGUUAUUUCCAUCCACUGGUGAAUGAAAAAUAUGUUCAAAAGCCUGUCUGUGGUUGGUUUGCAAUCACUGCCAAAAACCCCAAUUAAGAUUUGAAGGCCAUCUGAACCAAAAAACUGAACCUCAAGGAGGUCAAAAGUAAAUACAUGACAAAAGAUUCAAGGCAAAAACAAAAACAGACCCAGUUUUUUGGUUAUUUCUUCAGGUAACCCUAGACAGGUUGAAUCAAACUUUGAUCUAUGUUCGAUUUAUGAAAGAUUUUAGCUCUCAGUUGAUAUUACCAAUAAUCCUUUUUCAUACUGAUAACUUGUUUCCUUUAUUUUAGGUAGUUACAGAUAACUGAGAAAAAGUGUUUCACAGGCUUUAUACGUGAUAAAAUGUUACUUUCCACAUGUGGCGUAACUUAGAGAGUAUUUAUUCUAAUUAUUCCUUUUUCUCUUUGGUCAAGGCCAACUUGAACUCAGAAAACAUCCGACUUAUGUCCGCCAUGCUGUGUGCCGCCCUCUAUCCCAACGUGGUCCAGGUCAGUCAUUGAAACAAGAAAUGGAAGCCAGUGAGGAGUAUAAAGCUGUCUCUUACCUCUUUAGUUAGUAAGCUACUCAGUGUUUCAAUAUUUUAUUUAGGUACGAGCUCCUCAGGGGAAUUACAAGAUGACCAGCAAAGGAGCGAUGAAGAUGCAGCCCAAAGCAAACGAACUGCGCUUCAUGACCAAGAAUGAUGGCUGUGUGCAUGUGCACCCCUCCUCUGUCAACUACACAGUAAGAAACGAGACAGAACAGCUAACCUUGAACUCCAUUGCUAGUUAGGUUACCGAGCCUCAUGACUUUUCUUUGUGCCCCAGGUCCGCCACUAUAACAGCCCCUACCUGGUUUACCACGAGAAGGUGAAAACAAGCCGUGUCUUCAUAAGGGACUGCAGCAUGGUGUCGGUUUACCCGCUGGUCCUGUUUGGAGGUGGCCAGGUCAACAUGGAGCUACACAAGGGAGAGUUUGUCAUCUCACUGGAUGACGGAUGGAUCCGAUUUGCUGCUGCCUCUCAUCAGGUCAGGGAGGAGAGAUAACUGAGAUUUAAGAGCUCAGAUUUAUGUCGCGUCACAACAGCAGCUAAGAUUAUCUUUGUCUUCAGUUCAUCUUUUUGCAUAUCUUUGCCUGAAAUGUGGUGACACUGUGUCACUUUUAAUUCCACAUAGAUAUGGAUCCAGACUUUUCAAUAGAUCAUUUUUAAGUUCACCAUCUCUCUGGGAAGUAGAUAUUUUAUCCAUUAUUAUUAAGAAUAUGAAUGAUAUAAUUUGAACAGUGUUAGCCACUUAAUAUAACUGUGGGGAUUUUGAGGGUCUGGCAGUUUAGAGUCCCUGCUCUUUCAUCAUGCUUGUGUCUGUGUGUGUUUGUGUUUGUAACACAGGUGGCAGAGCUGGUGAAAGAGCUGCGCUGGGAGCUGGACCAGCUGCUGGAGGACAAAAUCAGGAACCCGAGCAUAGACCUGUGCAGCUGCCCCCGCGGCUCCCGUAUCAUCCACAUGAUAGUGCACCUCAUCACCACACAGUAACGCUGCUACUCAACACACACGUUAUCAACCUUUAGUGUCAACCCUGCAGGCUGAAAUGCAUGGAGCCAUGUGGUUAAAAUGUGUUUUUUGCUUCUCACUGCCAUCUAGGGAUUUGUUAUGACACAUUAAACCAUCAGCUGGGGGUGAAGUGAGGUCACCUGGUUGGGGUGCUGCUACACAUCACCCUCCUGCCACGUGACCCUUAAACACCUGUGUUAGUUUACAUGACAACAGCUAUUGCUAUGGCUGCACUGAAGCAAAUAUUGCCUUUACACAUGGCUCUCUACAGGUGAUCAACAUUAUUGUAAUUGCUGGAAUAAAGUGCUUCCUGCUGUUUUCAUGAGAUCUAUUUUGACAGGAUUGAAAUGCUAAAGUUGAAAAGUUUUAGUGUCAUGUAACCGUAUGUGCAGUAAAUUGGCACUCAGAGAAUUGCUGAUGUCACACUUGUUUACAAUGUGUUUUUAUUUAAGAUGUGUGUUUGUCUCACAACUGAGGACUUUGAUGAGUUCAUAUUGGAUUCCUUCUUCUUCUUCCGCUGUGUCAUGUUGUGUGAAAAUUUGUAAUGCAUGAGUGGAAUAUCCAAGAGCUUCUGCAAUCUGCAUGGUACUUAGUUGUUUUACAUUUACUGAAUGUAUUCAACUGUAACUAUGAUGUCAGUACAAUUUCAAAAUGUGAAUGCAAGGGCUUUUUGAAUCAGGAUAAUUUGGUGAGAAUUGCCAAAGAGUUAUAAUGCUUUUUGUUUCUACAAAAUUCCACAGCACAGCUCACAAAAAAAUAAAAAUGGAAGGAUA